AGCUGCAGAUCAGGAAUAGCCGCAGUUCCUACACGGGAUUAUUUUGAAGGCGCACAGGAGUAAUGGCAGCAUGCGGGACAGAAAAGGCACAGAGCGACGCUUCUGAUGAAACAAACGAGCCUGGCGCCGCUCCUUUUGGAAACUUCAUAAACUAUUAUACCUUCAACCCACCAGAGAACCGGCUGAGUCUCAUUCCGGCCACUCUCCUCCAAGAUCUGGGCUACAGAGACAGUCAGCAGACCACACUGAUGCUCGACGUGGGAUGUAACUCAGGGGAGCUGAGCGUGGCCUUGUACAAACACCUGGCGCAGCGGCCGCAGUGUGAGGCGGGCGGGCCGCUUCACCUGCUGGGCUUUGAUCUGGACGAGCAACUGGUGGAGCGAGCUCGGCGGAGCAACCCGCUGCCCCAGCACAUCUCCUUCAUUCCCCUGGACAUCACCAAGGACACCGAGAGCCAGAGGCAGCUGCGGGACUACGUCAGCCAGCACGGCUGCUCCCACUUCCACCUGUGUGUGUGCCUGGCUGUCACCAUGUGGGUGCACCUGAACCACGGAGACUCGGGCCUGCUGGAGCUGCUGUCCCGCCUGGCCUCCGUCAGCCAGCACCUCCUGCUGGAGGCGCAGCCCUGGAAGUGUUACCGCUCCGCCGCCCGCCGGCUCAGGAAGCUCGGCCGCUCCGACUUCGACCACUUCAAGAGCCUGAGGAUCCGCGGAGACAUGGCCGAGCGGGUCCGGGAGCACCUGGAGAGGAGCUGCGGCAUGGAGCUGAUGCGGAGCUUCGGCAGCACCGCCUGGGACCGCAAACUGAUGCUCUUCAGACGGAAGUGAGGAGGAUGUAUCGGUGUUUUCUGCCUAAGCAGCGGGCCAGGGGCUUCACAUGAACAGCCCGCUGUCUGAUAAAGCCGAACUAGAGCCCGACCAGUGACUGAUUUUUCAGGCCAACACUGAUAUUAAUAUCUAUUAGGAAAGAACAAUGACAAUAACAUAUUGGACAAUAUUUUUAUGCACAAAAGCAAACGCUGCUUAUGUGCUGGAGGCCUGAUAUUUUACUAUUAAAUUAUAAACCCUAACACAAUCCACAUACAUCUGCUCAGCUGUGACACACUCUUCUGCUCAAGUAUUACAUGGUAAAAUAAUAAUUUAACUGUAAUAAACCAAGAUUUUAUUUUGCUUUUUUGGUUUUGUUUCAGGUAAAAGGUAAUUACCUAUUCUAUGAUCAUUUCCACAGUAUUUUACUAUGGAUUGAAGAUAAAAAAAAAAAAAAAAAAAAAACCUUCCAGUGGAACCCAAUGCUUGUUAGUCCACAUAUCCUUGCAGACGACAGCAA
Myripristis murdjan (pinecone soldierfish) is the source of this 1326-nucleotide messenger RNA. RefSeq names its product BCDIN3 domain containing (gene bcdin3d). The transcript has 2 exons. Gene Ontology annotation, molecular function: RNA methyltransferase activity; O-methyltransferase activity. Lineage: Eukaryota; Metazoa; Chordata; Actinopteri; Holocentriformes; Holocentridae. The record is from RefSeq and is a predicted model, not a curated record. The coding region runs from base 63 to 827 and encodes 254 amino acids. Gene Ontology annotation, biological process: negative regulation of pre-miRNA processing. Gene Ontology annotation, cellular component: cytoplasm.